AAGAAACGAACUUACAAUAAUAAUCUUCAGUAUGGCGCUUCAAAGGAUAAAAUUGAAGAAAUUUUGAGAAUUGUGAAAAAUGAACACAUUGUGAGUAUCGGACGAAGCAGUAGUAGCAUUAGUGAUUUAUCGCUCAAAAGUGCUGAUCUUUUAUCAGAUAGUAAUUCAACAAGGAGUUCGGACAUUGUAUCGCCACAACAAAGUUCUCUUCUCUAUAACAGAGACAAAUGUCAAAAGAAGCCGAAGACCAGAAAAGUGUGGCCUAACGGUGGAGCAGAAUGGUUCGGGAAAGACAUUUUAACAAGUUUAAAAAUGGAUUCUACACCGUUUUGCAACAUUCAAGGUCCUAUUCAUGUGAAAAUGAAGCGAAAUAUUUCAAGAAAUAAAGAGCAUGAUUUUGUGAUCAAUGAAAAAAUCGAGAUUAUUGGUGAAGGACAUUACAACGAACAGCGUAUUUUUGCAACAAUUGAGCCGCAUAUGACAAGACAAGCUGAUGGACGGAAUGACGAUGUUUUAGCUGAAACACGUCAUAUCGUUACGCUUGUAGAAAAUGCAAUCAUUAUCGAAAGUCAAUCAAGAUUUUCAUUAUGUCGUCAAAAGAUGAAAAUACUUCACUUUGAAGCGAUAGAAACUGAAAAGACUGCUGAGAUAUUGGAAGAUGAUAGUGAAUUUGAAGAAAAGAUGAAGAAAAUAGUGGAAUUGAAAAGUGAUUCAAGCAAUGAUCAGAAUGUAAUAUACAGUCUAAGUGGACCUAUUAAUAUUCGUUGCAAUCAAGAAAUCUAUAUUCAACCUAAUUCAAAACUAUUAAAAAUUUAUGAAACUAUCAAGCUUCGAGCAAAUGAAAAUGAAAAUGAUCCAAAAGAACUACUAUAUCCCUCAAAUCGAAAUGCUUGUGUAAAGCGAUUUGAGUCAUCACCCUGUCGAUGUCUUCAACGGAUAUUUAUCGGCAAAGAUAUCAUACAAAUUGUGCGUGGAAUACGUAUCAGAAGCGAAAACGACGUAGCUGAAAUAUAUUCUACAUUGGAUGAAAAGACUGAGAAAAUUCCCGAAUGCAACAUUGUUGGACCACUUUUGGUGGAUACGACAGAACAAUAUUUGCGUACAAAAGCUGGUAUGAUAAUGACACAAGAAAUUAUCAAAAUUUAUGGUCAAAAUGAAUUUAACGAGGAGAAAAUAUUAGCUACGUUAAUUCCAGUUUCCAAACAUUCAGAAGUACAGAAAGAUUUGGAUUUUAUGCCAAAGAUGACAUCAGUUGCCGAUAUUGGUGAUGGAUUUGUUCAAAUUCGUGUCUGUCGUCUUUUCAAGACGCCUGAUUUGAUUUUAUUAGGUGAAAAGAAGAUGAAUUACGAUGUUCCUGAUAAUGUCACAUUUUUCAAAAAUAGAACGAAUGAUAAAAAUGAACAGAUACCAAUAACGCGAAUAAUUAAAAAAAACGCCCAAAAAUAUUCGCUGUUCGGUGCAAUUAAUAUUAAAUUGAAACAAUGGAUACGAUACCGUACUUCAGAAGCAUAUUCACUACGCGAAGAACUUGAACUGAGAUGUGCAAAUACAAAAAGCAAGGCUAAUAAGGAACUACAAAUGAAUUCUCGCCAAAUAUCGAACUCGUCAACGCAAGCAAUUCCGUUGCAAGUAAUGGAGAAAAUAUUUGUCGGGCAAAAUGUCGUUCGUAUUGUACGUGACACUCAAGUCACUUCUUCUACGUUUCCUGAAAAAAGCUUUGAAAUGAUUGAAUAUCGCAGACACCAACUUAAGAGCAGUGAUGAUCAAAGGAAACAAAAUGAAUCAAUCGAUGAUUUUAACAGUCGACGUGAGCAGUAA
Molecule: messenger RNA, 1818 nt
Organism: Acanthocheilonema viteae
Lineage: Eukaryota; Metazoa; Nematoda; Chromadorea; Rhabditida; Onchocercidae
Source: the annotation of a GenBank genome assembly